This is a messenger RNA of Syngnathus typhle (broad-nosed pipefish), 921 nucleotides long. It is a transcript of the gene phlda2, whose product is annotated as pleckstrin homology-like domain, family A, member 2. NCBI's taxonomy places the organism in Eukaryota, Metazoa, Chordata, Actinopteri, Syngnathiformes, Syngnathidae. The record is from RefSeq and is a predicted model, not a curated record. The coding region runs from base 116 to 532 and encodes 138 amino acids. Gene Ontology annotation, molecular function: phosphatidylinositol phosphate binding. The transcript is spliced from 2 exons. Gene Ontology annotation, biological process: positive regulation of apoptotic process.
GCUUCAUUCACAAAUAGCUACCGUGGAUUACGCCCACACGACGAAAGGCUCCUUCCUCGAGCUGCGUUCACCCAAAUUGACCCACGCAACUUUCGGAAGAACAUUUUCCCCCAAAAUGAAAAUGUCCGCGGCCGAGAUCUCCCAGGUGCUCAAAGAGGGCGAGCUGGAGAAAAGGAGCGACAACUUGCUCCAGUUCUGGAAGAGGAAGACCUGCGUCCUGACCCCCGACAGCCUCAACAUGUACGCCGACACGCAAAAGCGCUCCAGGGGCAAAGAGCUCAAGUUGCAGCGCAUCAAGAAGGUGGACUGCGUGGAGCGCACCGGCAAAUUCGUCUACUUCACCAUCGUCACCACGGACGACAAGGAGAUCGACUUCCGCUGCCCGGGCGAGGACAACUGCUGGAAUGCUGUGAUCACCAUGGCUCUCAUCGACUACCAAAACCGCAAAGCCAUCCAAGACUUCAAGACGCGCCAGGACGACGAGAGCGCGUCCCCGGACCAGCAUGAGAGGCACAUGGCGAGGGCUCCCUGAGAACCCCCCACCGCAAGGCUCACUCUCUUCUCCUAAUAUGGAUGUGUCCGUGGCCCACACAAGAAAUAAUCAUUCAAGGACCAAGCAAAAGGGAAAGAUGAUGUCAUCCAGUCCAGCGAUGAAGGAUUGUGGACUGAGCUGUCGCAAUGACUCUCAUGUCCGGCAGAGAUUUUCCCAACUUCACUCACAUGGACUGACCAGUGAAGUUUGCUCUCAUUGGAGCAACAGAAAAAGAAGAUGCCUAUAAAAGAAUGUCUGUUAAUUUAUUUGUUUCCAGGAUAUAUUGUCUACUGGUAAACUGCACUAGUUUAAAUUAUUUGCUUGUUUCAAAGCGUGGUAUGUGUUUCUAUAUUUAUUUCAAUAAAUAUAUGUGCAUCUUUUUAACAUAA